UAAAUCCCGCGAAAGUCCGGCGAGGUCUUGUAAGAGAAACGACGCCUUCUUCUUCUUCCCUGACCCUGAUCCGAUGGUGAAGGGGCUGCACGGCCAAAACCUCCCCGCCGAUGUCACUCAGGUCAUUGAUCAGUUGGAACGCCACUGCUUGGCUCCCGAUGGAUCUCUCAUCUCCAAGCCAUUAUACAACGAUCUCCAAGUGGCGAGAGAGGAAAUGUGCAGGGAAAGACUGAGGUACCUGGAAGCCAUGGCAAUUUACUCUGAGGCCAUUGCAAUGGUUGAGGAGUAUCAGCAAGCCAUUUCUGUGGCUAAUCUUGGAGGAAUUAGAGAUACAGCCGGUCUAUAUCCACAACUUGGAUUGAAGAACUCCCCUCAGGUCUAUGAGACUUUAGAGCAUCGAAUGGUUGUGGCUGAAGCAGCUCAAAGACUGAGGCUUCCUCUUCUCUCCAAAGAUGGUGAAAUUCAUAAAGAAGAUAUUGAAAAGUUGAGUGCAGCAUCUCGAAGCUCGCUGGACAGUACUAGUACCAGCAGCUCAAGCAUUAAUCCUAAUCUUACCACUCCAAAUAGCUCUGUUGGCAGUGCCGCUACUGCUCUAGCUGCUACAGAUCCAGGAGAACUUGGAGUUGGUGGUGUCCCCAACCGUUUUCUUGGGAUCACGCCUGCUUAUUUGUGGCAAACUCAGCUUCAACAAACACCAUUAUCUGUGGACAUGACAGAGUAUCGCAUGUCUCUCUCUCGGGAGAUAGAGACUCGAUUGAAGGUGAAAUGCGAUAAGUUAGCAGAUGCCUUUGAACUGGAUGACAUUGAUUCUUCACCAUCAGGAAGUCCAAGUACAAGGCUUCCAGAAAGGGUGAAAUUGUUGAUUGAGGAGAUUGAAAGAGAAGAAACAGCACUAAGGGACGACCUUUAUUCUGCAGAUAGAAAAUUUGCUGAAUAUUAUAAUGUCUUGGAGCAGAUACUUGGAGUGCUUAUUAAACUAGUUAAAGAUUUGAAGUUGCAGCAUCAACAUAAAUACGAUGAGCUGCAGAAGACUUGGCUUUGUAAGAGAUGUGAGACCAUGAGUGCAAAAUUGAGGGUUCUUGAACAUGUUCUUCUGCUUGAAACUUACACUCAGGAUUCUAUUCCCGCCCUUCAUAAGAUAAGGAAGUAUCUUGUGGAGGCUACAGAAGAAGCUUCUAUAGCAUAUAAUAAAGCGGUUACUCGUCUCCGUGAAUACCAAGGUGUCGAUCCUCACUUCGACAACAUUGCAAGGCAAUACCAUGUUAUUGUGAAGAAAUUGGAGAAUAUGAAAUGGACAAUUCAGCAAGUGGAAAUGGACCUGAAACGCUUGCCAGAUAACCCAGGCACCUAGAAUACAAUAUAUGGUACUGUUUAAUUUUGUAUUAGAAAUAUUUCUGUCUACUUGGUAACAGCCAACAAGGUUUGUAAAUGAACAUGAGGCUUUUCUUCUUUCUUUUUUGCUUCUUUCUUUUCUUAUUUUAUCCAAUCCUGGUUUGGCUAGAUAAAUGUUGAUUUAAAUGCCUAGCUCUGAGGCAUUUAAUGAGAUUUCAAUUUUCAUAGGUUUUA
Messenger RNA from Neltuma alba, 1566 nucleotides. Its product is annotated as AUGMIN subunit 4-like. Bases 74 to 1351 code for a protein of 425 amino acids. Gene Ontology annotation, biological process: spindle assembly. Gene Ontology annotation, molecular function: microtubule minus-end binding. The record is from RefSeq and is a predicted model, not a curated record. Gene Ontology annotation, cellular component: HAUS complex. NCBI's taxonomy places the organism in Eukaryota, Viridiplantae, Streptophyta, Magnoliopsida, Fabales, Fabaceae. The transcript has 13 exons.